UGGCUUUGUCAGCUGUAUAUUGAUGACUGUUGUGAGGCCUGUGUAUUGGCGUGUAAUCGGUUAAUUGUCAUUUAAACUAAUUUUGGUGAAAGUAAAGUAAAUAAUAAUGGCCGGCCAGCGGAUGGAAGCAAAGAUGAUGGUGGCGAGCUUGCGGGUGGCUGAACUGCGGUCCCUCCUCACAAGUAUGGGAAAGGACAAGAAAGGGCUGAAGAAGGAGCUGGUGCAGAGAGUGAAUGAGCUCAUCUAUAACAACUUCCGUCCAGAGCUUUUCUCUGCUAUCCAGGAGCUCUAUGACCACCGCUCCAACCGCAGACGCUCCCAGGUCAUCACAAUGCCGACUGCUGUGGACGUGGUGGCCGAUUACCCGGUCAAAUCCUGCAGAAAGCCGGUUCAUAAACUUGAAGUGCACAUGUUCAAGCUUCCAUUCUAUCAAACUUUGGAGACUAUUGUUGCACCAGUAUCAUUAGUGCCCUCAUAUGGACUUAAGCAACAGGUGAACAACAUCAUGUUUUGUCUGACCUCAAGACAAUCAGCCCAGAUUAUAAACUCUCAAAAGACCAACACGGGAGUGGUGUCUGUUCAGGUGGUGCUCAGAAUUUGCUACACAGAGAGUAUUGGUGUUGAAGAUGAUCAGUAUCCACCUAACAUUGCUGUUUUGGUCAAUGGCUUUCACUGUCCUAUACAGGCUCACUACUCUACCAAGGUAAAAGGACAGGAGCCUUCUCACCCUUGUCGUCCAAUCAAUCUCACGCCAUUUGUGAAACAGGCCGCCGAGAAUCACGUCGCCGUCUCCUGGGAAAACUAUGGCAAGUUUUACUCUGUGGCUAUAUAUGUGGUGAAGGUAUUCUCUUCAGCAGAUUUGCUGGCACAGCUCCAGACAAAUGGAGUGGCGAGUGUGGAGUGCUGCAAACAAAAAGUUUGUGAGAAGCUGCAGUAUAAUCCUGAGAAUGAGAUCACCACCACAGGGCUGCAAGUGUCCCUUAUCUGUCCUCUGUCAAAAAUGCGCAUGUCAACCCCCUGUCGAGCGCAGACGUGUGCCCACCUGCAGUGUUUCGACGCUGCCUUCUACCUGCAGAUGAACGAGAGGAAACCUAGGUGGACUUGUCCUGUCUGCCAUAAGCCUGCCCUCUUUGACACUCUACAGAUCGAUGGUUUGCUGAGUGGCAUACUCCAGUGCGCAGACGAGACCGUGAAGGAGAUUGAGUACCUGUCUAAUGGCUCUUGGAGUGCAGUGGGGAAGGAAAAAGAGUGCAGCAAAACUACAGAUCUCUCCUCUUUCAGCCACAAGAACGAUCGUGCAGUACGAGAUGUCGUGGAUCUGACCGAGUGCUCAUCUGACAGUGAUGAUGGUGGUGAUGCCAUGCAGACAGAAGACAGAAGAGAUUGUUUUAACACCAUUAAAAAUGAAGAAGUGCAUUUCUCCAAAGGCAAUGUGUAUGUGAAGUGGUGAUACCUGCCAGAUUAUGUAUUUUUCUAGUUCUUAAACUAUAUUUAUUUUUAAGCUGCUAUGCUGUUCAUGUUCAGUUUGUUCUAUACAGUUUGUUUCCAUAUUUUAUGUACUUUAUGGCAAAUAAAGCAUUGUUUAUGUGUCUGUAUUUGUAUUUAUUUUUCCAUUUUUCUGUUAGUCAAAGAAAAAUAUAUAUUUCUGGAAUGUGUUUAGUAUUUUAUUAGAUGUGCAUGUUAUCUCACUCACUGCCUUAGACCCAAUGAUACCAACUAU
This is a messenger RNA of Hemibagrus wyckioides, 1720 nucleotides long. RefSeq names its product protein inhibitor of activated STAT, 4b (gene pias4b). Lineage: Eukaryota; Metazoa; Chordata; Actinopteri; Siluriformes; Bagridae. The transcript has 11 exons. Gene Ontology annotation, biological process: regulation of transcription by RNA polymerase II; protein sumoylation. The record is from RefSeq and is a predicted model, not a curated record. Gene Ontology annotation, molecular function: SUMO ligase activity; transcription coregulator activity; zinc ion binding. The coding region runs from base 107 to 1450 and encodes 447 amino acids.